CGAGGCUCGAUGUACGAAACGCACGAGCACGACAGAAAAUAUCGCAAAAUGCCAAGCCCUGCUGCUAAUUGGUCUCGCCGGGCAAACGGCCAACUGCCCGCCAACACGCCACCCGGCGCUUUGCCCAAAACCGCAAUCUCUCCUCCGCCCUUGCUGCUAUUGCUUCCCCUUCUGGGCCCGGGAUUGGAGGGUUGCAUCUGCCCACAAUUCGUCGCUCGCCCGGCGCCCGAGUGGAAGCCGCACGCAAUACGAUGGACAACACCGCGAAUACGCCGGAACGAAAGGCCCAGCUCUUGGUUCAUCCUUCUCCAGGGAGCCGGGGCGGCGGGGCCUUGCCCCUGGCCGACACUGGAUCCUUGCAUCUGCUGCUGCUGGCUGUCAUUGUUUGGUUCCAAUCCCACCGGCUCCGUCAAUCGCAGAGUGCCCACCUCUAUUCGACGGCUACUUUUUGUCGCCUUGCCUCGCCGGUCUUUGUCUCUUCGCCCGAUGUCUACGUGAGCUCCCUCAGCCUCACGUCCAAGAACACGCGGUACUCCAGGCGCCCUGCCCGCCAAAGCGUCACCCGCCCGACACGCGAUUACGACGGCUGCUGCAGGAAGCUUCUUACAGUCAACACGGCGUACUCGUGUAGCUCUUACGCCGGACAUGGAGUAGGUACUUUGUCGGGAGCAUCUACUUGGGAUAAAGGGGCCUUGGCGGCGACCGCGGCUAUCCCGACCAUUACCCCUCACACGAGUAUCGACGGCGACUCAAGGCCACAGCGCCCAGUCUUGACCGUCAAGUCGACCCAACAUGUCCGAAAAACCGCAGGCUGAAGGCCGACCUUCGGGUGAGGAAGCGCCCCCACGAACCGACCCGGCCGAGGCAUCGGCGACGUCAACGCUGGCACCUAUCGAGCCUUCUCACGAAGAUCCCGUUUCCGUCGACACCACUCACUCGGAGCGGGCGAGCUCCAUUGAGACAUCCAUCAUGGACCACCACGCUAUGGGCGCCAAGCACAAUGGCCAAGUUGCGGCCACACAAGCCGUCCACGAUGGAAACAACCUGUCUCUUGCCGACGUCGAGGAGGUCGACAUCCAGGUCCGCGGCCUCGGCGUCUCAGUCAACACGGCCCCCUCCGUGUGGGACCCGUCGACCUACGGCGAUCUUUUCCAGCAGGUCAUCGGCCGCGACAAAACCCCGCCCGGCGGCCACACCAAGGUGCUGAUAAAGUCAGUCUCGGCCUCGUUCGCACCGGGCACCCUGACCGCCAUUAUCGGCGGCAGCGGCUCUGGCAAGACGACCAUGCUCAACACACUCGCCGAGCGCAUGUCGAGCCCGCGCCUGUCGUACUCGGGCAGUGCCGUCUUCCGCAAUGUCGGUGACGGCGCCGCUGCCCCCGGCGGCGGUAUCCACUCGGUGCGCCACGCCUACGUGAUGCAGCAGGAUAUCCUCCUGCCAACCCUCACUGUCCGCGAGACGCUCCGCUACUCGGCCGACCUGCGCCUACCGCCAUCCACUACGGCCGAGGAGCGCAUGCGCGUCGUGGAGGAGGUCAUCCUGGAGCUUGGUCUGAAGGAGUGCGCCGACACGCGCAUCGGUGACCAUGCGCACAAGGGAUGUUCGGGCGGCGAGAAGAGGAGAGUUAGCAUUGGUGUCCAGAUGCUGGCAAAUCCCUCGGUCCUGUUUCUUGACGAGCCUACAACUGGACUCGACAGUACUUCGGCUUUCCAACUAGUGCGCACGCUCAAGACCCUCGCCGGAAAGGGCCGUACCAUAAUCACGACGAUCCACCAGCCGCGCACCGAGAUCUGGGAGCUAUUCGACAACCUAGUCGUCCUGACCAAGGGCAGCCCCGUCUAUUCGGGCGAGGCAAAGGCUUGCAUUCCCUGGUUCGCCGACCUGGGCUUCGAGUUGCCCCCUUUUGUCAACCCGGCCGAAUUCGUCAUCGACAUCUCUGCAGUCGACAACCGCACUCCAGAAAUGGAGCAGGAGAGCACAGAGAGGGUUCGCAGGUUGAAGGAGACUUGGGACGACGAGUCUCGGAAGCGCUUCUCAGCCUUGGAAUCCGGCGCACAGGUUGCCACGUCCCGCAAAGCCAAGAUUGAGGCGCGGAAGCAUGCGUCCUUUUUCCGCCAAGCCGUCGUGCUGACCGACCGGACCUUCAAGGUGACGUACCGCGACCCCAUGGGAAUGGCGGCAUCCGUUCUCGAAGCCAUUCUCAUGGGAGUCUGCACUGGCUACAUCUUUUAUAAUCUAGGUAGGGACGACUCCGGAAUCCGCUCUCGCCAAGGCGCCCUUUAUACGUCUGCCGGACUCCAGGGCUACCUCUUCCUGCUCUUUGAGGCGUACCGUCUCAGUAUCGACAUCCCCACUUUCGACCGCGAGCACAACGAAGGCUGUGUCGAUGUUGUCCCGUUCUUGCUCUCGCGCCGCCUUGCAAGAGUUUUUACCGAAGACUUUCCCGUUCCCUUCAUCUUCAGCGCCUUAUUCUACUUCAUGGCUGGCUUUGACCGUGAUGCCGAAAAGUUCAUGAUAUUCUUCGCCGGCAACCUGAUCAACCACUACAUUGCCGUCACCUGCGCCAUGGCCUGUAUCGGCCUGGUCCGCCACUUCCCAGGGGCGUCCCUCAUCGCAAAUCUCAACUACACUCUACAGAGCAUGGCAUGCGGAUACUUUAUCCAAAGCGACACCAUCCCCGUUUACGUGCGCUGGCUCAAGUAUAUUACCUACACAUACUACGUGUUCGGCUCACUUUGUGGAAAUGAGUUUGAGGACAGCUUCUAUGACUGCCCCUUCAGCGACAGCCCCGAUGAUCCCAGAUGCCUCUCCUACACGGGCAAGCAGAUCAUGCACAACUUUGGUUUCCCCGAGGACUGGGUGUGGAGGCCAAUUGUGGCAGCGGCCGGCUUUGUCGGCUUCUUCUACCUCACCGCGGGGCUUGCGCUGGCCUUUAUCAAGGUGGAGAUGACCAUCGCCCGCCAGAGGAACCCGGACACGGACUUGUCCUCGGGCAAGGAAAAGAUGAACGCUCGUUCCAUUGCCGAGGUACGCGCCAUCGACGUCGGGCUCGACUCUUUCACACUCUCGUUAGACAAGCGCUCGUCUUUUGGCAAGAAGCUGCCUACCAAGACAAUCCUAAACCCCGUCACCACCACCUUUCAGUCCGGCAAGAUCAACGUGAUAAUGGGCCCCUCGGGUAGCGGCAAGACAUCUCUCCUCAACGCCAUGGCGCUGCGCCUGCGCAACACUGUUGGAACCAAUUACCGACGGUCCGGCAAGCUCACUUUCAACGGGGCGGAGCCGUCCGAGGCGGUGACUCGCUCCGUUUGCUCGUACGUGGCGCAGGAUGACGACGCCCUCCUGCCCAGCUUGACGGUGCGAGAGACUCUAAAGUUCGCCGCCGGCCUACGUCUACCCUCCUGGAUGAGCAAAGAGGAUAAGGACAAGCGCGCCGAGGAGGUGCUCCUGAAGAUGGGACUCAAAGACUGUGCCGACAACCUGGUGGGAAGUGAUUUGAUCAAGGGCAUCUCGGGUGGCGAGAAGCGUCGUGUGACCAUCGCUGUUCAGAUUCUGACGGACCCGCGCGUGCUGCUGCUGGACGAACCUACUAGUGGCCUGGACGCAUUCACUACCCUGUCGCUUCUCGAGCUGUUUUCUGGUCUUGCGAGCGAAGGACGGACUCUUAUUCUGACCAUCCACCAAGCACGGUCGGAUCUCUUCCGCCACUUUGGAAAUGUGCUCCUCCUGGCGCGCGGCGGCUCGCCCGUCUACUCUGGCCCUUCGUCGCAGAUGGUAAGCUACUUUGCCAGCCAGGGCCACGAGUGUCCUCACAACACAAACCCGGCCGACUACGCUCUCGACCUCAUCACCAUCGACCUCCAGCACGAGGAGCGCGAGGCCGAGAGCAGACGCAAGGUCCAGACGCUUGUGGCGGCGUGGCAAACGCAGAUACAGGAGCAGACGAGGAUGCAGGAGCGAGCUUCGGGCGAGAAGGUGUUUGGGAACGAGGGGGUGCCAUCCAUGCUGUUUCCGUCUCGCCUGUCGGACAUCCGGGAGACAGACGAACUUUCGUCGCCCACAGACAAGGAGAAAUCCGCCGAGGCGGAUGCUAUCGACGACGACGACCUGCGUUCACCCGUGGUGAUAGCGCCGUCGCGCAAGUCCUUCCACAAGGACAAGCUCGCCACGCCAGCCGAGCUCGGCGCCCUCGUGCGGAAGCGCGCUAGCUUCUUCACCGCGUUUCCCAUCUUGAUGCACCGCGCCUUUAUCAACUUCCGCCGCCAGCCGCCCCUGCUCGUGGCACGGCUUUUGCAAGUCAUCGGACUCGGUAUCAUCCUCGCCCUCUUCUUCUCGCCGCUCAAGUCGGACUUCUUCUCGGUCCAGAACCGCGUCGGUUUCAUCCAGGAAAUUGCCGCCUUCUACUUCGUCGGCAUGCUCCAGAACGUGGCUGUGUACCCGGCCGAGCGCAAUGUGUUUUACUCCGAGGACGACGACGCCGUGUACCCCGUCGAGGCAUUUGUGGCGACAUACACGCUGCUCGAGCUGCCGUUUGAGAUCGUGUCGUGUAUGGUGUUUGGCGUCCUGGCCGUGUUUGCUGUGGGCUUUGCGUACACGGCCGAGCUCUUCUUCGUCGUCACGUUUGUGUGCUUCUUCGUGGUGAGCUGCGGCGAGUCGGUCGGCAUGAUGUUCAACACCUUCCUGAGCGCGCACACAGGCUUUGCUAUCAACCUGUGCUCCGUCAUGUUGAGUAUCUCCAACAUCAUCGGGGGCAUCAUGUCCAUCAACAUGCCGCGCAUUUUCGAGAUCUUCAACUACAUCAGCCCGAUACGCUACGCCUUCUUGGCCGUCGCGCCCUUCACGCUGCGCGGCGUCGAAUUCUCGUGCGAGGACGCGCAGCGCCUGCCGAACGGGGCCUGCAGGAUCGCGACGGGCGAGGACGUGCUGGACCUGUACAAGCUCAACGUCAACGGGGGCCACAACCUCGCGUACCUGGCCGCGUGCGCCGUCAUCUACAGGCUGGUGGCGUGGGCGCUGCUGAGGGCUGUGAGGACAAAGUGGAGGUGAAGAAGGCGCGGCUGAGCGGCGACGUGUUAUGUGACUGUGACUAUCUUUGGCAACACUACCAGUAUUAUGUUUUAAUGUCUUUUCUACGUACCAUAAAUAGAGCUUAGAGUUGGUAAUUCUACUUGCCGUGUGUUGCCUUGGGU
Messenger RNA from Gaeumannomyces tritici R3-111a-1, 5189 nucleotides. Its product is annotated as pleiotropic drug resistance protein 1. The record is from RefSeq and is a predicted model, not a curated record. The coding region runs from base 793 to 5046 and encodes 1417 amino acids. The transcript is spliced from 2 exons. Gene Ontology annotation, molecular function: ABC-type transporter activity; ATP binding; ATP hydrolysis activity. NCBI's taxonomy places the organism in Eukaryota, Fungi, Ascomycota, Sordariomycetes, Magnaporthales, Magnaporthaceae. Gene Ontology annotation, cellular component: membrane.